AGAGGGCGCCAGCAGAGGUCGGACGCUGCGCGUGAGAGAGGGGACAGCCGCCAGCUUGCGUCUCUCAAGGCCGGCACGCAUUCGACUGCGGACGGCGCGUAGCUCUCUGCUGCAGACUGACCACGACGCACAGCACCCCUCGCCCCCUUGCAAGCCUCGCUGCCCUCUCGCUCAGCAGCUGACCCCAGGCAGAGCAUCAGCUGCAGGCAGGCAUGUCGCCCCCUACUUCGCCCCCCACCGGCCUACCCCCCACCUUCGUGCCCGGCUUCCACGACGAGGCGGCGGUGCGCGCCAUGCGCUACAACCCACUGGGCGAGACCGGCCUCUACGUGUCUCACCUCGGCUGUGGCGGCGGCGUCCUCAGCAGCCUAUAUGGGAGCUUCACAGAGGAGGAGUGUAUCGCCACCAUCAGAGAGGCCAUCCGCCAGGGGGUCAACUACAUCGACACGGCCCCCUGGUACGGGCAGGGCCGCUCCGAAGACAUCCUGGGUAAGGCCCUGAAGGAAGUCCCCCGCCAGGCAUACUACAUAGGGACCAAGGUGGGCCGCUAUGAGCUGGAUCCUCGCCAUAUGUUCGACUUUUCAGCGAGUAAGACCCGGCAGAGCAUCGAGAAGAGCCUCAAGCUGUUGCAGCUGGACUAUGUCGACAUUUUGCAGGUGCACGAUGUGGAGUUUGCUCCAGAUCCGGAAAUGGUAGUAAAUGAGACCCUGCCUGUGGUUAAGGAGGCGGUGGAGGCGGGCAAGGCACGGUUCAUUGGGAUCACAGGCUACCCUGUGUCUGCACUGAAGGACAUCAUCACCAGGAGUAAGGACAUCAGGAUCAGCACAGUCCUCUCCUACUGCCGAGACACCCUCAUCGACAGCACUCUCCAGGAGUACAUGCCCUUCUUCAAGGAGCGCGGAGUCGGAGUGAUCAGCGCUUCUGGCCCCUCGAUGGGUCUCCUGACGAACGCGGGACCCCAGCCGUGGCACCCGGCGCCGGAGGAGCUGAAGGAGAUGUGUCGGCGGGCGGCCGGCUACUGCGAGAGCCAGGGUGUGGAGCUGGGUAAGCUCGCUGUAUACCACGCGCUGACGCGCGAGGGCCAGGCGACGCACCUCGUAGGGGCCAACUGCAGGGAGGUGCUGCGCUUGAACCUGAGGACGCUGCGAGAGGGACUCACCGAGGCCGAGCGGCAGGUGCUGAAGCACGUCAAGGACAGGUUCUUUGCUGAUUUGAAGGUGAGGCACUGGGAAGGCAAGGAAUUACGAGAGAGGGAAGCAAUACUGAAAGAGUUGGCGGAAAAGGAAAAACUAGAAGGCAAGUCCUGAUGAAAACGCCAGCGCACCACGAAGAUGCGGACAAUGGGUCAUUUGGGUUGGUAAUCGUACUGAUGGUACAGUGCACAUCCAAUGUAGGUACGCUUUGUGCCAUGCUUUUCGUCUGCUUAGUAAUUACUUGUAAUGGCAAAAAAGGGUUCUGUAUCUGAGAGAAGAAUCUGAAGCAAAGCAAAUCGGCCAACUGCGUGUUCAAUGAUAAAUGGCUUCAAACACCAUUAAUGGUAAACAGCGUUUUGUAAUUCUAAAUAAUAUCCACUCCACAAUAAAUGUUAACGUUAAAAGCAAUAUUAUUACUUGGGAAAUACGUCCUGGAGUUUCUUACGGUUGAUGUCAGACACAUACUGUCACUCAUGACCGUAUUCAUUUUCCUGGUCUACUGAAACCUGAUCAUGGCAGCAGGACCUUGCUAAGGUUUGAUUUAUUACGAGUCUACAUUUAACAGUUAAUCAAGGAACUGUAUAUGGCCACGACACCAACAACUCCAUGGUUUGUUAUUUUUCCAGUGUUAUUAAGCCUGUACAUUUUACGAAUCUACUGAUGGCUGUUCACACACUUAAACACAAAAAAUGAGCUGCUUAUUAAGUUGCUAGGCAACUGCGCUAACUUUUGUGCUCAACAAGAACGAUACUGAUAUUACUUUCAAACUGACAGUAUCAUUCUUGUAGUACGUAUGCUCAGGAACUGUCCUUUCUUUCCUUUUCUACAACUAUUUUUGGGGGAACAUUAAUUCUUGAAGAAAGGAAAAUAGCUCUCUACAAUUUGAUUACUUUAUACAUUUUUUGAAAUUGGAUAGACCAGUAAGAUAUCACAAAUUUUUGAGAUGUAGAGCUUUUUGUAACAGUGUGUAUACAUUAUAUUUACAACUUACAAGAAAAGUUCAGAUUACUUCUUGUUUAGUAUAAAAAAUAAACCAUUUUUUUCUAGUGAAUCGAUCUCAAAAAUUUCAUUUCAAAUGUACUGAAAUCUGUUGUUUAUAUUUGAAUCUCUAUACAAACACUUUCAUGUAAACUACAUACAUAAUUAUUAUUGGUAAAAAUAGUGCUUCAAAACAUCUGUAACUCUGAUGUGGAAAACUCUUCUGAACAGGUACAGAAUUUAUGACAAUUAUUUUGAAUAGCAAUAUCAAGAAAAUGUGUUACUGAAUUUAUAGUAAUAAAGAGGCUGGUAACAGUGUUGAUAGAUUUGUGGUGAUAUCACUAGCCUUUACCACUGCUGUGCUUUACUAAUAAAUGUUUAUGUGUGGAUAGCCAAUUUGGUGUUUAGCCAACUCAGUUCAUUUUAAACUUAAAACAAUGUUUACACAUCUGUAUCACAACAAAUUUGACUGACAGUUCUUCUCUCUUAGAUUCGGCUUAGUUUUUUAUGUCAGAUUUAAUUUUGGGUAAAACCUUAUAUUCUCUUGAUAAAUGCUUAUGAACUGUUUGAAAUGAGGAUAUAGCAAACUGUAACAAAUAUUAAAGUCAUGAUUUUUAUGUACCAAUAUUGUAUAUACUACAUAACUUAAGUUUGGAU
Schistocerca serialis cubense is the source of this 2828-nucleotide messenger RNA. RefSeq lists its product as uncharacterized. The record is from RefSeq and is a predicted model, not a curated record. The transcript is spliced from 8 exons. Gene Ontology annotation, molecular function: L-galactose dehydrogenase activity. Bases 213 to 1307 code for a protein of 364 amino acids. Gene Ontology annotation, cellular component: cytosol. NCBI's taxonomy places the organism in Eukaryota, Metazoa, Arthropoda, Insecta, Orthoptera, Acrididae.